GCGAUAAAAGGCGGCGCGUUGCGGCCCGCCCGUGUCUGCGCGCCCCGGCCCGAUGCUGGCGCUGAGCGCCGCCCGCCGCCUCCUGCCCCGCACCCGGCCCCGGCCCGGGCUCGCCCGCGGCUGCGGCUCGGGGCCCGGCGCCCCGCGGAACCCGCUGGUCUACCUGGACGUGGGCGCCGACGAGCAGCCGCUGGGCCGCGUGGUGCUGGAGCUGAAAGCUGAUGUCGUUCCAAAGACAGCAGAAAACUUUAGAGCUCUAUGUACUGGUGAAAAAGGAUUUGGAUAUAAAGGAUCCACUUUUCACAGAGUGAUUCCUUCAUUUAUGUGCCAGGGUGGUGACUUUACAAAUCAUAAUGGAACUGGUGGAAAAUCCAUUUAUGGAAGUAGAUUUCAAGAUGAAAAUUUCAUACUCAAGCAUGUAGGACCUGGUGUUCUUUCAAUGGCCAAUGCAGGACCUAAUACAAAUGGAUCUCAGUUCUUCAUUUGCACUGCAAAAACAGACUGGCUAGAUGGAAAACAUGUUGUUUUUGGGCAUGUCAAGGAAGGAAUGGAUGUUGUGAAAAAAAUCGAGAGCUUUGGUUCCAAGAGUGGAAAGACGUCCAAAAAGAUUGUUAUUACUGACUGUGGCCAGCUGUCAUAACCUUUUGCCCUGCCAUUCAGGACAACUUCAAUGCUGUGAAAAAAUGGAUCAUAAAACCAAAACAUUUCUGAUCCCAUGAGUAGCACCUAUUGAGCCAUAUUAUCUAUUUAACUUGGUCCUACUUUUAUACUUCUAUUGAAUAAUACUGCUUGAAAACAAAAUGUUUAAUAAAAACAUGUUUUAACUGAGAUACCUUGGUGGUCACUGCCACAGUGACUUGGUUGAGAGUCCUAUUGUGUUUUAAAAGAAGUAGUAUGGUAACUGAGAGCGUAUCUGACUGUCCUGUUAAUACCGUUCUUACUAUUUGGAUUACCAAAUGUUCUGUAAUUGACAGAUAGAUAAAAGAUAAAUUGAGAAAUACCAUGUUCCCUUUGGUUCCAGAAUAGUCAUCUAUUCUGUUGUCUCAUUUUAAAAAAUUAUACUAACUGAUGCUCUCAAAACUAACUGCAAUAAUACCAUCAAAUGUUUUCUUUCUGUGUCUCAAUUCAAGUCUUUCAAGUAGAAUUAAUAUGUGUGGUUGUGGGUUCUUAAUUUGUCAGUUUCUGUAGUCUGAACAUUGUUUAAAACUGAACUGAUCCUUACUUGAUUAAACGGAGCGAUUUGACUUCUGGGUUAAGUGAACUGCUUUAAGAUGAGGUAGCGUGCUGGUAGAGCUCUACCAGUUUGCUAAGACUACAAAUGAGACAAAAGAUGAUGGGACUUUUUUUUUUUUACUAUCCAACAGUGAACUUUCUGGAAGUACAAUUCUGCUCCGAGAUACGAUUUUGUGAAGAAUACAGCACAGUACUCAAUAGAUCAGCUAUUUUUGCACUUUAAGAGUAUAAUCAGAGUGUAAUGAGCUUGCUUGAGUGAGAAACAGGUUUUAGUGAUUUUUUUAAUUUUUUUUUUUGUCCUGUUAGUCCUGCCAAGUUGGCCCACCUUGGAUUAUGGUUUCUUCUCACGUAUCAUCAACAGGAGUCAGAAGUAGUCGCUAUGGAGUUACACGGCCUACUGGGUGCAGCAAAAUCAUUAUUGUUGUGGUUGAUGCAUGAGAAGGAGGGAAUGCAGUUGAUCAGAUAAAACAUACUGGUUUCUACAAAUGAUGUGUUUAUGUGAAGUCCUUGAGCAGUAACAACUGUUGGAACCUCACAAUAUUACUUUUAGAAUUGCUAAAGCUGUGAAGUAUUAACGCUUGUGGGAAAAGCACUUGACUGGUUUUGUAUGAUAAUCUUGUUACUGAAGAGAAAAAUAAAAUGUGAUAGCUCUUUUCAA
Messenger RNA from Oxyura jamaicensis (ruddy duck), 1891 nucleotides. It is a transcript of the gene PPIF, whose product is annotated as peptidylprolyl isomerase F. Gene Ontology annotation, cellular component: mitochondrion. Gene Ontology annotation, biological process: regulation of mitochondrial membrane permeability involved in programmed necrotic cell death; protein folding; protein peptidyl-prolyl isomerization. The transcript has 6 exons. NCBI's taxonomy places the organism in Eukaryota, Metazoa, Chordata, Aves, Anseriformes, Anatidae. Gene Ontology annotation, molecular function: peptidyl-prolyl cis-trans isomerase activity. Bases 53 to 640 code for a protein of 195 amino acids. The record is from RefSeq and is a predicted model, not a curated record.